GGCCUCCUCCGCGGAGCAAGAUGGCGGCGGCCGGGACGGCCCCGGAGGUGACGGGGCGCUAGGCCGUCCCCCGCGGCCUCCCCCGAGGGCCGGGCGGGUCCCCAGGAAGCGAGCUCGAGCCCAGUCCAAGGAAGGCGUGAUGGCUGUUCCUGCCGUGGCCGUGGGGCCGCCCCAGUGAUGCCUCUGCCCUGAGAGGCGGUGUCGGCUUCUCGCAGCCCUGACCGGACCCCCGGAGCCCGCGGCGGAAGCGCCCCGGCCGAGGCCCGAGGCCGGUCUCGCAAGUGCCUCCGCCCCGACCGGCGCGACCCCGAGCGCUCCAUGCCUGCGGGCGGAGGGAGGCGGCGCCUCCCCCAGGGCUGCCGCCUGUGCUGGCUGCUCUGCGCUUUCACCCUGAAGCUCUGCCAGGCCGAGGCCCCCGCGCCCGCGGAGCAGCUGUCAGUGGGCGCCUCGAACCUGCCGUGCUGGCUGGCGGAGGACUUCGCGGUGGCCGAAGAGUGCGCGCCCUGCUCGCGCUUCCAGGCCAAAACCACCCCUGAGUGUGGUUCCACAGGGUAUGUGGAGAAAAUCACAUGCAGCUCAUCUAAGAGGAAUGAAUUCAAAAGCUGCCGCUCAGCUCUGAUGGAACAACAUUUAUUCUGGAAAUUUGAAGGGGCCAUCGUGGGUGUGGCCUUGGUCUUUGCUUGCCUUGUCAUCAUUCGUCAGCGACAGCUGGACAGAAAAGCUCUGGAAAAGGUCCGGAAGCAAAUCGAGUCCAUAUAACUACCUUCCACUUUUUGAUAAGGGCCUUAGGGAUUGUACCUCAGACACAGACAGUAGAAUGAACGGACUUGGGCCCUUAGUUCUUGGGAACUUGUGGGGGCACCUCCUUCUCUGUCUCUUGUCUGGAUCAUUAACGAGCAAAAUACAGAAUAGUUUUCUUCUCUAUUAGAAUUUGGUUUGGGACAGGAAGUCCUGGUGGCAGAAAUGGGAUAGCAGUAGGCCCCAGUGUACCAACUACCGAUCUUCCCCUUCUUCUGGUACUUAUUUAAAAUUUUCAGGACAAAAUUUCAGCAAAAAAGUUUAUUUCUCAGCCAAAAUCUCUGUUUCCCCCCAACCCUUAUCCAAAGAAAAAAUAAAAUUGUAGAUGUAUAACAAAA
Molecule: messenger RNA, 1136 nt
Organism: Mustela erminea (ermine)
Lineage: Eukaryota; Metazoa; Chordata; Mammalia; Carnivora; Mustelidae
Gene: JTB
Product: jumping translocation breakpoint
Exons: 5
Coding region: 319-759 (146 amino acids)
Biological process (GO): mitotic cytokinesis
Cellular component (GO): membrane; midbody; centrosome
Source: RefSeq, a predicted model, not a curated record